AUGUCCGAUGUAGAGAAUCUUUGUUCAACAAUUGUUAAUCGUCCAGAUAAUAAUUCUAUAGGUCGUUUAAUAUAUUUAUUGAAUACAAAUGAAAAUAUUGAUCAAGAAAAAAUACUUAGUCAAUGUGGUAAAUAUUUAAGUGGAAUUAAUUUAGAUGAAUUUUUUGAAAUAAUUUAUAAGAAAAAACAAAUAAAUUUAAUUGAAAAUUAUCUUCAAACAGUUGAAGAUAUUAGUGAAAAACAAUUAAUUCAAACAUUAAAUAUAACAUUUGAUUAUUUAUCAUUAAUAUUAACAAAACCUUAUGAUUAUUGGUCAUUAACACAUGUUAUGAAAUUAUAUUUAAAUUCAUCUAUAUCUGUUGAACUUGGUGAACAACUUGUUUCAUUGUUAAUUCAUUUUCAACAACCAAUAUCAACAAUUAUAGAUUGGCUCUGUGCAUUAAUUGAUGCACAUUUUUCAUCAUUUGUUCUUGCUAAAUGGAAUAAAAUUCCAUUAAUAGAACAAUUUGUUCAAGAUCGUUUAACUACAUUUGAUUUACUUCAAGGUCUUAAUACAAUUAAAAAAACAACAUUAUCAGCAACAACAGCAACAACAACAACAAACAAAAAAUCUUCAGACAAUCUCUAUACUCUUCAAAGGAUUCAUUUUAAAUAA
Adineta steineri is the source of this 654-nucleotide messenger RNA. The record is from the annotation of a GenBank genome assembly. Lineage: Eukaryota; Metazoa; Rotifera; Eurotatoria; Adinetida; Adinetidae.